UCAGUAUUACCAAAACCCACAAGCUUUAAGCAAAAAUGGCAAAUCUAAUUACCUCAACAGCCCUACUCUGCGUUCUUCUAGUGAUCAUAGCCAAUGCAGUCACUGGCUACAGAACUAUCAUCACCACCGUUGAAGUCGACGAUUCUUCCAAUGUUCGGGAUAUAUGCAAGAAGGAAGCUGAAAGAAGAGAUUUGAGUUCCUGUGAGAAUUAUAUAACACAGAGAAGAGGAAGGUCAGAAGAUAUGUUAGCUAUGCCAGGAAUUGAAAACCCUCGACAGCAGGUUCCUAGACAAUGCUGUAACCAAGCAAAGGAACUAAGUGCUAUUUGUCGAUGUGAAUCAAUACAUUAUCUGUUAGAGAAGCAGCUGGAGGAAGGAGAAGUUGGAAGCGAAGAUGAGGCAAGGCGCAGGACUAAAAAUAUAAUUGAUGUUUGCUUUGGGUCUAUAUGCCCUCGUUAAAAUGCUAGCUGCAGGUGAAUAAAACUUCAUUCACUUGUAUGUGAGUGAGAGUUAUAUAUAAUGAUGUAUAAGAAGUAAGAGCAUCAGAAUAAGUUUGUUCGAAACUGCUUCUUGUAACGUUGCUUCAAGCUUUCCUAAUGUCUUGUAAUAAAAACUGAAAAAAAAAAAAAAAAUUUCUUAGAGA
This is a messenger RNA of Jatropha curcas, 642 nucleotides long. RefSeq names its product 2S seed storage albumin protein. Lineage: Eukaryota; Viridiplantae; Streptophyta; Magnoliopsida; Malpighiales; Euphorbiaceae. The record is from RefSeq and is a predicted model, not a curated record. Gene Ontology annotation, molecular function: nutrient reservoir activity.